Messenger RNA from Astyanax mexicanus (Mexican tetra), 1754 nucleotides. It is a transcript of the gene faimb, whose product is annotated as Fas apoptotic inhibitory molecule b. NCBI's taxonomy places the organism in Eukaryota, Metazoa, Chordata, Actinopteri, Characiformes, Acestrorhamphidae. Gene Ontology annotation, biological process: positive regulation of neurogenesis; canonical NF-kappaB signal transduction; negative regulation of extrinsic apoptotic signaling pathway via death domain receptors. The transcript is spliced from 4 exons. The record is from RefSeq and is a predicted model, not a curated record. The coding region runs from base 174 to 716 and encodes 180 amino acids.
GCUGAGUGAGCACAGGAUGGGACACAUCUCUGCACAGCACUCUGAGGAAUUUAAGAAGCCAAUUAAGAUCUACAAAGAUUGUAAUUAUGUCCUGGAUUCAGUUAGGAAGCUACGCAGACCAUAGGACAGAGCUAACUCAGGAAAAUCCUGAGAAGAGCAGUUAAUUAGGCAGAAUGUCCAGAGAUGUGGUGGGGAUGUGGGAGGUGUCUCUGAGUGAUGGGAUUUACCAGAUUGAAUUCGAACAUGGAACCACUACAGGGAGACGGGUCAUUUACAUCAAUGGAAAAGAAGUCUUCAGGAAGGACUGGAUGUUUAAACUGGUGGGCAAGGAGACAUUCCCAGUUGGAAGUACAGGAACAAAAGCCACCAUAAAUAUUGAAGCAAUUACUGGCUUUUCGUAUGAGUACACUCUGGAAAUUAAUGGAAAAAGCCUCCAGUCAUUUUUGAACAAUCGGUCCAAAAUAUCCAGAACCUGGAUUCUGAAACUGGACGGUGUGGACUGCAGGAUAGUACUGGAGAAAGAUAGCAUGGAUGUUUGGUGCAAUGGGCAACGGAUGGAAACCACGGGGGAGUUUUCAGAUGAAGGAACUGAAACACACUUCGCGGUGGGCGACCAUGAGUGCUGUAUUAAAGCUGCCAGCUCUGAGAAGAAGAAGAAGGGAAUAAGCCACUCUCUCUAUGUGGACGGCACAAAGGUUACAGAGGCCUCUGGGUGAAAUUUAAUAAAAAAUUACAAAUCAAGAGCAAAUUAACUAUAAUACCUGUUUGAUUUUUGGAACUCAAAUGAAUUAAAAAGCUACUUCUCCCUUAAUCCUUUCAGACCCUGCAUCCUUUACAAUGAACAUCAUGUAUUUUAUUUAUUUUUGCAUGUUUUGUUGCACAGAAUACUAUUUAAGAGCUUGUUAAUGAUAUUCAUCAGAACAGAUCAUGAACCAGCCAAUGAACAAGUUUAUAAACCAAUGAAACAGUAACUUGUCCCCCAGCUGCCCACUAUACUGGAAAGACAGUUGUACUAGGGCCACUGAGGCAAAGUAACAGCAAAUUUUUACUAAUUUAAUGUGAUUUAGAACAGUUUUUUUUAUCAUAUUUUGUUCUGUGCAUUACAGACAGAAAACAGCAUUCUUACACUUUUUUCCAUCACUGGAGAUAAUUCAGGGCUAAAAGGGUUAAUAAUAAAAAUGUAGAAAAUAAACAACUGAAAAUCUGUGUAAUGCUAUAAACUAUAGUCCAUCUAGAAAGGAAAUGUCCUACUAUAGAAAUAAGGUAAAAUAUUAUAAGUAUAAUUCUAUUAUAGGAGGACAUUAUUAUAGUAGCAUUUUGAUUCUUUUUUUUUUCAUUUGUUUUAAUAGAGUAAUCUGUACAGAGUAGACUCUGCAGAGAUUUGCUUAAAUGUUUACUUUCCUGAAUAUGAAUAUACAAUGCCUUCUCCAAUGCAGUAAACAAACAGAGAUUAGGUUUAAUUAAACCAGAGAAUAAAUUCAGUCUGAAAUCUAAACAGUCUACAUAUUUAAUGAUAAUUCAGCACUAUGCUUUAAAAGGAUUCUAGUUUGUCUGUUAUGUAAAUUGAAAUACACUAUGUGUCUAUCUGGAUAGAAAGUGUUUACUUUUUUAAAUAACAUGACUAAUAGAAUAAAUAAAAAAUGCAUUGUGACGUGAUGUGUGUGUGUUUGUGUGAUUAACCACCCACUGGAGUGAUAGAUAGAGAAAACAGAAAGGCAAAAAGAAAGAGAAAAGAACAUUACAUUAAGUGUCUU